Molecule: messenger RNA, 1713 nt
Organism: Oncorhynchus kisutch (coho salmon)
Lineage: Eukaryota; Metazoa; Chordata; Actinopteri; Salmoniformes; Salmonidae
Gene: gng4
Product: G protein subunit gamma 4
Exons: 3
Coding region: 645-872 (75 amino acids)
Biological process (GO): G protein-coupled receptor signaling pathway
Cellular component (GO): heterotrimeric G-protein complex
Molecular function (GO): G-protein beta-subunit binding
Source: RefSeq, a predicted model, not a curated record
CCCUUUCCAAGAAGGACCGACAUGGGAAACCCAUGAUGAUGUCAAAGCGGAUCAAACCGGGAUUCCGCUCCCGUCCCCAGCGCGCUCUGCUCUGUUGCUCUACAGCAAUACUGAGGCAAAUAGAAAAUGCGGCAGGUGCCAUUUUCACACGCAUGGGUGUAGAAGUGAAGUACUAAUAGUUGAGGAAAUAUGGACGGUGUUCAUUUAGGUGUUUCAUCCACAAUACAGUACAAGCAAACGCAGCAUAUUUCCUUGUCAUAGCGAGGUCUCCCCUCAGCUGCUUAAUUCUCUGCCCUCCAGAUCCAGCUGCUCUCCUACUGAUGGGGCUCUGACAGUACAGACGGACCCAACGCGACCGCGACACAACCAUCCCUCCUAAAACGGAAUAUGCGUAAACGCACGGCACAUUUUGGGGAGAGACGCCGCACAGUCACAGCAAGCUACUAAUGAGACAAUAGCCUAUUUCUCACCAUCAACCUAAAAUACAUAUCGUGCUUCGUGGUCGGUCUGGAACGUUCCGGGGUUUCCUUUUCGAGAGCGUUCGUCCCCCCGGUGUGAUAUUUGACAGGUCUCUUUGUUGGGUGGAGUCAAGUCCGGAAUUCUCGAUAUUGGAUUCAUCACUGGCAUCAUUUCAGGUCAUCAUCAUGAAGGACAGUGUGGUCAACAACAGCACAGCCAGCAUCUCCCACGCAAGGAAAGCUGUGGAACAACUCAAGAUGGAGGCUUGUAUGGACAGGAUAAAGGUGUCCAAAGCAGCAGCGGACCUGAUGGCGUAUUGCGACGCACACAUACGUGAGGACCCCCUCAUCGUGCCCGUGCCCGCCUCGGAGAACCCCUUCCGGGAGAAGAAGUUAUUCUGCACCAUCCUCUGAUGCCCAGUAGGGGGCAGACCAGCCUUAGGCCGGGCCCUGGUUCAGGCAUGGAAUAACGCCUGGCGUCUCCUCUUCUGUCUUCACCGUACCUGAAGCUAACAACACGCUGUGAACGUAACCAGGAAGUGACUGCCCUUUCAGCCUUGUAGUUUUUCAACUUUUAGAGAUUUUUUUUCUUUUUUCUAAUGGUCUUCAAGUGCAAAUAAAAAACAUGUGAAAAUGUUCAUUAAAAAAAAGCUUCAUGAAAAGGCAUCUGAUAGAAGUAAAUUCAUCCACAAACACGAAUAUAAUUACACAUAUCACAAAUGUUAUGAUAUAAUCUUGAAGCCCAUUGAAAAGAUGGGCACAGUAAAGUGGAAGUGAUAAUUCCUUUCACAGUGAACUAACUUUACUACCAACUGGCAUAACAUCUUACUGGCUACUGUUGAAUUGAGGUUGCCAGAUACACACUGUUGUUGUUGGUCAGCUCUGUCCCUAGGGGCUGAAGGGUUGGGCGGAUUAGAUACCUUUUUAAAUCUGGCAACCCUAGUGAGCUUAUUUGAGUGUAAAAGUCCGACUCCAUUUAUUUGAGAACUUUUCCCUUUGGAAAAAAGUUCUUCCAAAUAUAAAUACAUUAAAGUACAACAACAAAAACGUUUAAAAGAAAAAUGUAGUGUUUUUGUUUUACACAUUUGCAAAAUUCAAGAUGGUCUCUAAUGCUGCACUCUGUUAUCAGCCCCUUGCUUGUGGAAAGAAUAGAGCAGUAAAUGUCAUGAGAAUACCUGAAGCACCUUUCGAGAUGUACCUUUUGUUAAGUAAAUCAUGUGAUAAAUGAGGUUCCAGGGAGGCUGGAGUGAGUCUU